Entamoeba invadens IP1 is the source of this 474-nucleotide messenger RNA. Its product is annotated as malic enzyme, putative. The record is from RefSeq and is a predicted model, not a curated record. Bases 1 to 474 code for a protein of 157 amino acids. Lineage: Eukaryota; Evosea; Mastigamoebida; Endamoebidae. Gene Ontology annotation, molecular function: malate dehydrogenase (decarboxylating) (NAD+) activity. The transcript has a single exon.
AUGCACGGACUGAGUUUUACAAGACACUUGUUGAGAAGGCACACAAAUUCUUUCGAAGGAAGAUCCAGAUCAUGCCGAAGUGCAUUGUGUGGGUUUAAUUGGUUCAACGCGUACUACACUCCCGGCGUAUCUCGCAUUUCAACAAACAUCCGUGACGACAACGACUCAUCACUGUUGUAUACGAUGUGUGGCAACUUUGUUGGUGUUGUAUCGGACUCGACACGAGUGCUUGAUGAUGGAGAUGUGACACCUGCUGGUGGGUUUGGUGUGAUGGAAGGGAAGGCGUUGCUGAUGAAGUACUUAGGUGGUAUUGACGCAGUUCCCAUCUGCAUUGACUCGAAGGUUGCUGGGAAGGCUGAUGCUGGUGCGAUGAUAGAGUUUGUGCAGCAAAUACAUCACACCUUUGGUGCAAUCAACCUGGAAGACAUAUCACAGCCAAACUGCUACAGAGUGCUUGACAUGUUCGAGUUUUGA